AGCACCGCAGUCGCGAUAUAAAACUCGAGCUACUCGUGGCUUCUCCAUCCAGACAGUUAUCGAGUCACACUGGAACUAGACUAAAAUUCAUUCACAGAUCGCAGUAUCGAUAAUUGUUAUCAGCAGUUAUCGAACGAGCUGGACUCGUGCUAUAGUUAUCGGGUUCGUUCGAGCGAGUGAAUUCGCUCGGAAACUUGAAAAAAGUUGAUAUAUCUAUUCUGCGUCUCGCGCAGUUGACUAAACUGUGAGGUAAUCCAGUGUCAGUGGUGGUUAGUCAAGGUUUGCCGGAGGAUUUCCCUGAAUUUUUCUACUCCACAUGAAGAGAGAAAUGAAGACAUCACUGACUUACGCCGACAGCCUCCUGAAACCAGAGAUCAAAGAUGCCUGCAAGGGUCUCGUUCUCUCGGACGAACAGCUCAGGCUGGUUAUGCAGCGAUUGACCCAUGAAAUUAAUCGAGGUUUAGCUAAGGAGACACAUGAGGAGGCCAUCGUUAAGUGUUUCACGACUUAUGUUCAGGAUUUACCUAAUGGAACAGAAAAGGGUAAUUUCCUGGCACUGGAUCUGGGUGGUACGAACUUCCGAGUUCUCCUCAUCACCCUGGACGGCCACAAUUUCGACAUGCAGAGCAAAAUCUACGCAAUCCCACAGAGUCUCAUGCUGGGAACUGGUACCCAACUGUUUGAUCACAUAGCCCAGUGUCUUGCCCUCUUCGUGAAGGACCUGGAGUUGGAGAAUGAGAUACUGCCUCUUGGAUUUACAUUCAGCUUUCCACUGACUCAGGUUGGAUUGACUGAGGGAUAUCUCGUGAGGUGGACCAAGGGCUUUGACUGCAGUGGGGUCGUCAACGAGGAUGUCGUCAGACUACUGGAGGAGGCCAUUGCCAGAAGGAAUGAUGUAAAAAUUGACGUCUGCGCCAUAUUGAAUGAUACAACAGGAACAUUAAUGUCAUGUGCGUGGAAAAAACCAGGAUGUCGGAUUGGCCUUAUUGUUGGAACUGGCAGUAAUGCAUGUUACGUGGAAAAAACAGAGAACACAGAGUGUGCAGUUCCUGGCAACUACAAUCCCGAUAAGCCAAAUAUGCUGGUCAAUACAGAAUGGGGUGCAUUUGGAGAGUGUGGCACCCUGGAUUUCGUGGUGACUGAGUACGAUCAGGCAAUCGACAGAAAUUCGAUAAAUCCCAACAAACAGAUAUUCGAGAAAAUGAUAUCAGGAAUGUACAUGGGUGAAUUAGCUAGACUCGUGCUCGAAAAACUCGUUGACAAUGGAUUGUUGUUCGGUGGCAAGUGUCCAGUGGAUCUGAAGACACGAGGAAAAUUCUUCACUAAAUAUGUCUCGGAGAUUGAAGCAGAUCCCAAGGGUAAAUACACAAAUUGCCGGGAGGUUUUGGCGGAAUUGGGUAUACGUAAUCCAUCUGAUCAAGACUGUGAAAAUGUUAGAUACGUGUGUUCAGUUGUGUCUAGGAGAGCUGCACAUUUGGCGAGCGCUGGUAUCGCUUGUUUACUUGUUAAAAUUAGUGAGGACAAUGUUACUGUUGGUAUUGACGGUUCAGUCUACAGAUUUCAUCCACAUUUUCAUGAUCUUAUGACUGAGAAAAUUAGCCAACUACAGAAGUACAAGUUCGAUUUGAUGCUGUCGGAGGACGGAAGUGGUCGUGGUGCAGCGCUGGUUGCAGCAGUAGCUGCACAAAAGCGGUGAAGAUUCACCGAUUAAUCAACAAUUUGAUAAUUAAUUGAAUUUUUAGAUGUAAAUUAAUACGAUCGAAAGAAGAGGAAAAACUGAAAAAAAGUGAAACUUAAGAUGAAGUACUUUGUUUGUCAGACUACUUGUAAAUAGAGCACAAAGAUAUGAGAUCAUUGAUUUAAAUAUUAAUACAAAAUCUUGAAUAGAUUUAAUAAUAGCCUAGGUCGUUGGCUGACGUGAAUUAGGAAUACUAGUCUGGUCGAUAUUCAGGGGAAAUGAGAAGCGAAAAAUUGUUAUGAUUUUAUUCUCAAUCCUGGGUAAUUCUGAAAGGACAAAACGAUGUCAAAGUGGAUAUUAAAAACGAAAAAACCAUUGUAAUACAGAGGAAAUAGUCGUUAUACCCCGGUUAACUUAAUUUCAUUUUGUAAUAAUUUCAAUAGUUUGUCUAUGAAAAUAACAAAAUAACUGUCGUAAAAUCCGAAAAUGACGAAUGGGCGAUGAGUGGGUGAGAGUAUUUUAUGAUUAUCCUGUGAGUAUGUGUGCAAAUGUGACUGUAAGAGGGAGAAAAAUCAACAGCAGUGAUGUUAACAACAAUUGGAUGAAACUAAUUAUUUAUUCAAUGCGAAACAGAUGAUGAAAACAAAGAAACCGACACUUGGGACGAUUUAUAAAUUAUUUGUAUCGUUAUUAAAUCCGCAUAAAUUAAACGAAAUAAACAUUAGGACAAGAUGAGUAAAAAAAAAGUAGAGUUAUUUUAGGCUUUAAACUCACAUUGCGAUCAACGAAUGAAAAUGGAAGAACAAUCAUGUCUCAUAUCGACAUACCUUUAUGUCAUCAAAGACAAAUUCAUUAUCAAGAGUUUGAUAACGAACUUACCAGUGACACUGAGUAAAUAGUAAUACGUUACGGUUAUAGAGGAGAAGUCUUCUUGAGACAUAAAGAAAAUGCCUGUUGUUACGGCUAAAAUAGUCUUGUUACCUUCCAUACUAUAAAACGUAUCUUGGACAAAAGAAAAAUCUUGCUUUAUUUGUUGACUAUUCAUUUUUAAAUUUAUUGAGUUGUAUUUCAAUGAUACCAUGCUGAGGCGUCUGAGGGGAUUAAAACGGGUGAGUAAAUUCGUUGGUAUUACUAUUCACAGAUGAAAUUAAUCGUUGUUAUAUUGAAAAUUUUUGAAUAAAAAAAUAUCGUGAAA
Diachasma alloeum is the source of this 2873-nucleotide messenger RNA. RefSeq names its product hexokinase type 2 (gene Hex-A). NCBI's taxonomy places the organism in Eukaryota, Metazoa, Arthropoda, Insecta, Hymenoptera, Braconidae. Gene Ontology annotation, biological process: glycolytic process; glucose 6-phosphate metabolic process; intracellular glucose homeostasis. Gene Ontology annotation, molecular function: mannokinase activity; D-glucose binding; glucokinase activity. The transcript is spliced from 8 exons. The record is from RefSeq and is a predicted model, not a curated record. Bases 317 to 1696 code for a protein of 459 amino acids. Gene Ontology annotation, cellular component: mitochondrion; cytosol.